Molecule: messenger RNA, 5618 nt
Organism: Corythoichthys intestinalis (scribbled pipefish)
Lineage: Eukaryota; Metazoa; Chordata; Actinopteri; Syngnathiformes; Syngnathidae
Exons: 3
Coding region: 230-1192 (320 amino acids)
Biological process (GO): nucleotide metabolic process
Molecular function (GO): catalytic activity
Source: RefSeq, a predicted model, not a curated record
GGCACUAUGAACACAAAUAAACCUCAAAGUAGGGAAGUAGCAAGGAGUGUGAAUAUACUAUACUUUUUGAUAAACCUAUUUUCACUUCUUACUUGUCAUAUGUGACGAAAGUGGCUAAGUUUCUCUGCUGUCACGUGUUUCUCGUGCUUUGCGCCUUUCACGUGACACUCCGCCACGAGUCUGAAGUCACGCCAGGCAGGUCGGUUUUCUUUAUUUUUCUUUGUUCUACAUGAUUCUAACGAGAUUUUUCCGAAAAAGAAUGUCCGUCUCUCUGCCCCGUCAUGUCAUUUGGGAGUCAGAGCACCUGGUUGCCUACCUUCAUCCGCGGCCCUGGACGCCCGGCUCCGUGAUCCUGGAGCGCCGCAUGCCUGGAGCCAUGGCAGGCAGCAUCUUUGACCUGGAGGAAGCUGAGUAUUCAUCCUGGAUGCUGGGGGCCAAAGCAGUGGCACAGCUGCUGUGCGACAAGCUCAUGGUUCAACGGUGUGCCCUUGUCGCCAGACCCCAUGUGGACAAACCUGCUCAGAUUCGUGUACUCCCUCUGCAUGGCCUGGAUGCAGAGUGGCGUCCUCACCUGGCAGGAGAUGAAGAGCACCACAGCCACGAUCCGGGAUACUGCACCUCCAAGACAGCGCCUCGUUGGAGCGACACCCGCCUUAAUGAAAUCCAGACCAAGAUUCGCAUGGAGCUCCCUAACCCGAAUGCGUCGCCUAACCUGACGUUUCUGGGUGAAGACCAAUCUGACCCGGGUCUCUUUCCGCGCAUCAUCCGUGGUGAAGAGUCGCAGUGGCGGCUUUGGGAGGACGAGAACCACGUUUCAUUCCUCACCCCAUUUCCCAACUCACCUGGCUUCACCGUGCUAGUCCCACGCCGUCCUUUGCCCUCAGACAUAUUCAAACUCGGAGAUAGCGACUAUGAGGGGCUGGUGCUGGCCGCCCGUAAAGUGUCUCAUCUUCUGAAAAAGAGUUUGGAGGCAUGGGGUGUGGGACUUAUCUUUGAAGGAUUUGAGAUUGAUUACGCCCACGCUAAGUUGAUCCCGUUGCUGGGGUCGCCGUCUUCAGGGGACGGACGUUUCAGCACACCGCUGGCGCCUCAACACUUCCUUUUGUACCCCGGUUAUGUUUCCUCGGAGGAUGGACCUGUAAUGUCCAGAGAGAGUUUAGAGGAGAUGCAUGCCAAAAUCACCUUAAAAUAAUCUUACAAUCUGAACUUUUUCAAAAGUCCACUGUAAAUGGACGUUUAUUCUCUUACUUUGAGUAGUAUGAAGGAAUUGGAACCUCUUGGUGCCUCACGAUACGAUGCGAUUUGCGUUACAAAGCUCACGAUAAUGAUAAUCUCACGAUAUGGCUGUACAACAAUUAUCGAUUCAAGUCAGGAAAUCAUUCUAACAAGUAAUAAACAGAAAAACAAGCUAUUUUCACCCUUCUGCUGUAAGUUUAUCACUAGUAGAUGUCCAAUCCAUUUGAACUGGGAGGGUUGCAGUAAAUAAACCCCUCCCAGUUCAGAUAGGCCCCUCCCACUUCUAUGGCCGUCAGUGGCAGCCAAUGCCAGCCAACGAGGUAAUUUUUUAGCCAUUUCAGUUACCUGAUUUUCAGUCACUUCCUUUUGAUUUUGGAGCAUUUCGUGGUCACUUCUAGGGCUGCAGCUAUCGAAUAUUUUAGUAAUCGAGUAAUCGACUGAAAAUUCUAUCGAUUAAUCGAGUAAUCGGAUAAAACAAAUAUAUUUUUAGGUGAAGAGCAAUUAUAAAUAUACAUGAGAAAACAAGACAUUUCAUCUAAUCUUGAACCAAUAUUUUUGAUGUAUAUUGUUGAAAACAGCCAACAAUUGCAUCUCAGAUGUAACUAGAAUUUAAAAAAAAAAGACUAAUUCACUGCUUUCACUCAAAAAACUUUUAGAUCUUAUUAAAAAUAUAUAUAUAUUAUUACCUCAAAAUGCCGUUACGCUUGAUAACACACAUCACUUAAAAGUUAGGAUUUUUUCCCACGUGUUUCAAUUGAAUUUCUCUUUGUGUCAAGCCAUUUUUAAGUUCUAGUUAAGUUUUAAGUUAGUCUAAACUGUAAGUCCUGAUAGGAUUUUGAGUUUUUGCAGUGUUCAAAAUAAAUGUAUGAUACAGGCUGUAUUGGAGCACAUUAGGGAGCAGUGCUACUUGGUGUUUUAUCCAGCAAUGACUACUGAGCUAAAAUUGAUAGUUAGCAUGUUUAAGUUUUUAUUUUACACCCUCAUCACUCCACAAUGCUAUGUUAUGUUUAAGCCUGUAUGUAAGACACGUUAGCCACGCAUCGACAGUGGUCAUAAUUAAUUGAAACCUAGCCCUCCGCAGGGCUAACGUUACGUGAGCUAGUAGCGACAGUAACGUUAAUCUUAUUUAUUAGCGCUUACCGCUCUUUAUUAGCGCUUAGCGCUCUACUGCUUUAAGAUGGCGGCUGUUUACUAACGCUGCCCAGACGCGGCCGAGUCUGUCAUUUUGCAUCUUGUUCAACAUACAUGUGAUCGCAUCUAGUUCAACAUACAUGUGAUCUCUAUGAGACGCAUCAGACGGUACCUGUUACCAAUGUAGCAUCGUGCGGGCUAGUAUUUACCAACGUCGGCGUCGUUUGUGGCGGCUGUCGGCUGCAGUAAGUUUUUUUUUUUUUUUUUCCUUCUUUCUCUCCGCACGUGACAGCGCGUUGUCCCGCAUUGAAAGUAGUCCGAGCAAAACGUGAUGCUUAGAACUGUCAAAAUAAACGAUUACUCGAGGUGAAUAAAAUUACUGGGAUCAGUUUUUAAACUCGAGUUACUCGAGUUGCUCGAGUACUCGUUUCAGCUCUAGUCACUUCCUUUUGAUUUUGGGGCAUUUUAUGGAAAUCCUGCUGAUUUUGGGCUACAGAACAGGAGGUGGCCCGGCAAAUGAAUAGGCAGUGACUCAAACUCAACAGGAAGUGACUUGUAACUGCCCCAAAAUGAACAGAAAGCGACCCGUAAAUACCCCAAAAAUCGGAAAGAGUGACUGUGAAUGCUCUGGUUUCGGACAAACAAACGUUUAUUCGCCCUUCUGUCUCAAUGGGUUGGGCUUCAAGCGUAUUAUGGUAAAAGAUUUCGGUAGUAACUUGGUUCCUUUUUUUUCUUUUAAACAGUGAUACCUUUUUAAAAAGAUAUCUUGAUUCUUAGGAUAAGUGUAUCGAUAACCUUUAUGGAUGCAAAGUCACAAUAUAUCACAAUUUUGAUAUUUGGGGUUGGUGGUGUGUCCCCCUCUUCCCAUCCCUGAGGGCCGGUUGAUAGGAGCGUGGGUGGCCCGGGGGACCACAGUGGAUCCCGGGGGGUGAUGAUGGCUCCUUUGCUGGGCUGUGCUGUGCCCCCCUUCCCCGGCCCUCCCUCCCUCCCUCCCUCCCUCCCCGGGCUGGCUGGGUGGGGGCCGUUGCCCUGGGUUGGCACCUCCGUGGUGUCUCCUCUCGUCUGUGUGGCUGUCGCAUGUUUGGUGGGGCUCGUGUGUGGCUGGAUGUGAUUGGGCGCGCUCAGGUGGGGGGUCCCGGUGCCGGGGCUGGCGGUGGGGUGGCGUAGGGUCGGUUGCCAACAGGCCUACACUCAUAAGGGAUUCACACGAUUACUGGGUUCCAGAUCACAGAUCACCCCCAUACUACCCCAUAGUGAGUAUGAGGUGCUGUCUACACGCCAACAAUCUGUUUGGGAGGCAUGCACGGAGAAAGCCUUUCCUCACUCACAAUCAUAAACGCAAACGUCUGGAGUUCGCCAAGCGGUAUUGGGGCUUCAACUGGGACCAUGUGCUUUGGUCAGAUGAGACCAAGAUUAAGCUUUUUGGCUCAACACUCUAAGUGGGUCUGGCGUGUCACGAAAGAUGCGCAUGCUGAAAAGCACCUCAUACCCACUGUGAAGUAUGGGGGUGGGUCAGUGAUGCUGUGGGGCUGUUUCGCUUCCAAAGGCCCUGGGAACCUUGCUAGCAGGACAUUUUAAAUCAAAAUCUGUUGCCCUCUGCCCGAAAGCUGAAGAUGGGUCGUCACUGGGUCUUUCAGCAAGACAAUGACCAUAAACAUAUGGCCAAAUCUACACAGAAAUGGUUCACCAGACACAAAAUCAAGCUCCUCCCAUGGCCAUCUCAGUCCCCAGACCUCAACCCCAUUGAAAACCUGUGGGGUGAGCUGGAGGGGAGAGUACAUAGGAGAGGACCCAGGUCUCCGGAUGAUUUAGAGAUUCUGCAAAGAGGAAUGGCUGAAGAUCCCUCUUUCUGUCUUUUCCAAUCUUGUGAAACAUGAUAGGAGAAGAUUAGGUGCUGUUUUGUUGGCAACAGGGGGUUGUACAAAGUAUUAUCACCAGGGGUGCUAAUAAUUGUGACACACAUUAUUUGAUGUCAAAUAAUUAUUUCUUUAUGUGGGAUUUUUUCCUCACUGAAUAAAUGCACUUGUAUUGAAGGUUGGAUUUUUCUCUUUUUUCCAUUAAGAUCCCAUAUUUAGAAAAAAUAUAUAUUAGAAGCUAAAAAAUACAUAAUUAUUUUAAAUCCAAUAAUUAUGGAGGGCACUGUAUUCGGGCCAAUAUGGUAAGUCAUACUCUCAAUGUGAGACAUUAAAACUUCAGACCAACCGGACACUUAGACUUCCAGUCUCCGUGUCAAACAGCUGAACAGGACAGGUUCAAAAUAAAAGAAAAAAUCUCGUUUAAAAAAAAAAAAGAGAGAAGGUGACGGAGUAAAGUGAUGUUACUUGUGACAAUGCUGCAUUUAAGUUUGUUUCUUUCACUUUUAUAAACGACCAAAUUGGAUCCCAGUAAUUAAUAAUCAUAAAAAAGUCUAUAUUGUUCGGUUUGUUGUUUUUUUAAAUGGAAAUUUAAUUAGUUCCCACACAAAUUUCAAACAUUCAAACUAGCAUCUUUUUAUUAAAUAGUUCAAUAUUCAGAGCAUUGUUAACAGCCUGUCACACAUCAAUUCCAGACAUAUUGGUAUAAAACUCUUUAUAAAUAUAAACAUUCCCAAUAAAAACUUUAUUGCCACACAAACAAGACUCUUCAAACUACAUGAAAAUUAUACUGAUUUUCAUGAACCAGAGCAGAAAUAUAUAUUACAUUUCAUAUAGCUGCAACAGUUUAUUCUCAGCAGGAUUAACUUCUGCCUUGUCAGAAAAACACUCGUCCAAAUAAGAUAAACAUGAUUGUGGAAAUCAAACAACCUCGCUGGUCAUCUUCAAUAUUACACAGCAGGUAACUAUGACAAUAAAGUCAUACAAUUUUGAUAACAUGGAUUUCCUUUGCAAAACAUAUCUGACAACAAGCUGAAAUAAAUUUAAUAUAAAAAAACGUACCUAAUAGACUAAAUUUAUCAUUUUAAUCUUAUUGUAUACAAUUUAGGAUUUGUUGAGAUUAAAGUCAUAACAACAUCGUUACCUCAUUCAGUGUCAAAAACAAAUGUACACAUUAAUCCAAGCAUGUUUUACAGGGAAGAGACUACUCUUUCAUGUGAUACCUUUGGUGAGAUUGAUCCAUCAAAAUCCGCUAGGGGCUGUCAUUUUUUCAAACAUCAACAUGAUAAUACUGUGACACACGUUAACAAAAUAUAUUGUCUCUCAUAAAAUACAUUUUUUUCUCUUUCCUGUCUUUGCAUUCAUAUAAAAUUCAAGUGUUUCUAUCUUACAGGGAAG